Molecule: messenger RNA, 3067 nt
Organism: Aspergillus ibericus CBS 121593
Lineage: Eukaryota; Fungi; Ascomycota; Eurotiomycetes; Eurotiales; Aspergillaceae
Exons: 4
Coding region: 215-3067 (950 amino acids)
Biological process (GO): transcription initiation at RNA polymerase I promoter; nucleolar large rRNA transcription by RNA polymerase I
Cellular component (GO): RNA polymerase I core factor complex
Molecular function (GO): RNA polymerase I general transcription initiation factor activity; RNA polymerase I core promoter sequence-specific DNA binding; TBP-class protein binding
Source: RefSeq, a predicted model, not a curated record
CCUUGUCUAUCUCCGACUUUACACCUCUUGUCUGAGACUCUGAGUGUUAUUACUGGUCCGGAGUCGGUUCUGAAGCACGGCCGGGGAAAUCUAAAACAAACACUGAAUAUCCCCCAUGUGGUGAUUCCCGUUGUCAAUCCCCAUGGGACCUCCUCGAACAACAACCCUCCUCUUCCCGGAAUAGGCCGUCGGCUCUUUGAUCAUCCGGGCCUCUAUGGCCUCUGUUCCUGCAGCAUCGGUCUUCUCUUUGCCACUCACGCCAUGGCAACAACCCUCUAGUGUGCGCGUGGCUCAGUAUGAACCUAGGAAACGCAAGAAGGAUCUUGGUGACUGGGGUGACGACGAUAACGAUGUCGACGGAGACACAACCGAUGCUGCAUCGGAGGCAGCUCUUCCAGGUCCGUCACUCACUUUGUCCCCGGAUGAAGCUCAUCAAUAUCGCAUUGCUGGCCUUUCCUUCGACCAAGAAUUACCAGGGGGAAAUUUCCCGCAUGCCCCGGUUCUGAAAGAAUUGACCUCCCUAUCAUCUCCAAUCUAUCCUCCCCAGUCUGCGGCUCAUCAGGGAAACCUUCGUCUACAGCAUCUGGCCGUGCUGUCUUCCAUUCUCCACCGUUGUCUCCUUCAGAAAGACUUCAUCCGAGCAGGAAGAGCGUGGGGGUUGAUUCUCCGCGAAGAGGUUGGGGGUACUCCAGUUGACGUUCGCGCUGAAGGAAGAUGGGGAAUCGGGGCGGAAAUUUUGCUCCGACGUGGCCGUCAAAUCUCGGACAUGACAUCUGACAAUAUGCAGGAGCGUGAUGCAGGACAGUCUGCAGCACCGUCUUCUACAUUACUUUUCACGAUGGAAGGAUUUGAAAAUGCCAAACAGUACUAUGAAAGGCUCAUUAUUCAGCACCCGUAUCGAAAAGCUGCUCCCGAUGCCAUUAGUUCUUUACAUUUCUACCCUGCCAUGUUUGGACUCUGGAUAUACGUCACGCAAGAGGAAAGCAAUGUUUCUCGGCAAAGGAUCUGGGAUACUCAUGGUGCUAUUCCUGACGACAACUCGGAGGAUGAAGAUACUGCGGCCGAGCUGCAAGGUCGCGCUAGCUCCAGGCAGAAAACAAAUGCGAUGAUUGCCGGUGUUAGGAAGAGCGAGCUGGACCAAGCACAAAAGAUCGCUGCCAGGAUGGAUGAGAUUCUCGGGUCCCCUCCAUAUUCUGAUUCUCCGGAGUUGCUGGAGAUUCGAGGAAUGGUGUCACUCUGGAUAGCUGAUCUUUUUGUCUCUUCAUUACCUUAUAAGCAGGAGGAUGGAUAUAUGAGUGAUUCCGAUUUUGAUGACGGCAGCUCGGAAUCCGCAGACGAUCUUCAAGAUUCACUCCAGGAACGGCGGGAACGCCGGCUUGCGAUCGAGAGGAAAGAGUCCGAGGUGCAGAAAUCUCAGGAUUAUUUUGCGAAAGCCAAACAGCGUGGCAAGGGGGUUACCUCUACUUUGGGAGACUUGCAUAUUGAUGAUGAUGCUUCAUUUGGCGAGGGGAUAUACAUAUCUUUGGGCGAUUAUGUGCAUGCAAAAGAGGCUGGCCACCCUCGACCACGCACAAAUGAUGUCUCAACCCAGUCCCGGCAAGCUCUAGCUGCACAAGCAAGGGUUGAAGUCCCUCCGAUAAAUCUGGUGGCGCCGGUGCCCCUGCCAGUCAACAAAUCAAUCCCUUUGGAGCAUUAUGGAGCAGCGUCUUUUCCCGAGCAGAUGCCUCAGGCGCCCGCGGAAAAUGCCGUGCAUAGAGACAUGUUCGACACCGACGUGGAAGGCAUCGAGGAUUCCACCAUUGCGGCGACAAGUGUCAUCGGAGCAGAGGAUGUCCCAGUCCAAUACCAAUUACGACCCGCCACGAUUCCCCAGUAUCAAGCAGCGCCGGUGGAGGAGAGGCCGCUGCACCCGUCUCGACUGCCACGCCGUGCAUACGAUGGCAAGUGGUACGAGAAUCUCGGGGACAAAGCUAUGAAAUCGGCCGGAUUUGAUUCAGAAGACGCCGAUGACGCAAGCCAACUGACCUCUAUGGCUGGAGAUGAUGAACGAUCUGAUACGACCGAGGACGGAAACUAUGCCAGCAGAUACAGAUCAUCGACCGAGGAGCCUCUAAGCAAGCGCCUGCAGAACUUCUGGACUGCUAGCAGAAGAUCCUAUCAGAAUCCUGAACCCAUCGCAUACCCAGAGCCAUCGAAAGGUCCUCCUCCCAAUCAAUCAACAUCCGAUGUCCUAAUGACUAGUCAAGUUCUACCCAACAGAAAAGUCACACUCCAACGCAGCAUGACCGCAACUCCACGGACGCGCUUCAGCCCACCCAAGCCGUCUCUCCUCGAGCAGUUGGACCUAACCCCUACGCGGCGAGCCUCUGGGCCUCGCCCACAACCCGGCAAGGAGACCGGGAUCACCAGCACCACCAACCAUCGCGAGAGCGAAGACGAUAGCCACUUAUUCGGGAACGGACAUGGACGACGCGACAGUCUACCACCACUAAGCGCCUUCGACAUGACCAACAUCGACGAUCUGGACGACGAUGAUGACCCAAUCAACGACCCAUUCGCGCGACGCGGCUCCGUCCAACGCAUCAUCCCCUCCCCCAAACCCCAAUCCAAGAAAAGACGAGCCAUCGAAUCAGACUAUCCCACAGACGUACUACGCCAGAAAUCAUUCAAUGACCUCCAAUCAGAACCCUUCGAUCAGACACCAGCCGCAGCACCCGCCGAAACCAAGACCACUACUGUCUCCAACUCCACCCCAGGACCCAAAGCCACGCCAGAAGACAAAAUGUCUUUUCUUCUCAACUCAACCGACCAAGGCCUCCGGGACUUCUUCUCUACCCUCUCAAUCGACACUUGGGAAGACUAUGGUGACCUCUUAAUCGACCAAUUCAGCGACGCCCUCUCCAAAAUGAAAGAUCUGCGCCACGCUCGGCGGAAAACCGCCACGAUGUUCGAGGCCGAGAUCCGCCGCAGAAAUGAAGUCGUUGAGGAACAAUCCGCUGAUCUGUCGCGGAAAUUCGAAGAGAUGCGAAGCGGAGGUACGGAGGUUCUCCGUGGCCGUACUCCUUGA